AUGUUUAAAUUUAUAUUGCCAACCGCUUUGUUAGCUACUUUUGUAUAUUGUAGUGAACCAGGCCUAAAUAGACGCCCAAAUAAAGUUCGAAUAUCUGUAGGUUUAAAUGAACCAGAAGAAGGUGAUGAAGAAUAUUUAAAUAUUAUUAAUGAUUCUUUAGCAAAAGAAGGUGAAAAUGAUUUUGAUAAUCCAAUUUCAAAAGAAGGAUAUUCUUUUAUUAUAACAGAUUGGCAUGUAUGUAUAGAUAAUGGUUCUAGAGCGGUUCAACGGGUAUUAGAUCCUCAAAAUCAAUUUAGAUUAGAUGCAGCACUAAAACAGUAUAAAUUGAUGACUAUGAUAAAUUUAUAUGAAUUAAAUAUAAUCAAUCAUGAUUUAAACCGUGAAUUAGAUUAUAAAGAAUCAGAUUUUGGAACUGUAAUGAACAAAUUUGGUAAUGAAUUAAAAGAUAUAUUUUUUAAAAAAAGUAAAAUUAUGUUAAGUAAUGCAGUGAGAGAAGUAUAUAGAUGUUUGAAUACAAUUAUAAAUAAUUCAACUAUUCGUGUUUCGGGGCUAGUUAUUAAAAAAAAAAUAUCUAGAGAUCUACCACAUCCAUUAGGUUUUAAAUUUGAGUUUACAUUUGGAAAUAAAAGAGCAAGUCAUAUUCAUCUCGAAAGUUAUACUUUUUAA
Molecule: messenger RNA, 666 nt
Organism: Plasmodium yoelii
Lineage: Eukaryota; Apicomplexa; Aconoidasida; Haemosporida; Plasmodiidae
Product: conserved rodent malaria protein, unknown function
Exons: 1
Coding region: 1-666 (221 amino acids)
Source: RefSeq, a predicted model, not a curated record